UCAUAUCAGAGUAACAAAAUUAUCCUUUUAGAUGUCUUGCAGAAUCUCUAGUAAAGAUAAUAAGUUCAGUCAUCGUCGGAUGAAUUUCUGACCACAUUUUCUAUAGGGCCCUUUUAUUUCAUUGUUUUCCAAGUUCAGUUAUAGACGGCUGAUUUGCAUCCAUGUGAACGACGAAAGACGAUUGUUUUCUAUCACUGCGUGCUAGGCUAUCCGCUUUUGAAUUUUGCAUCCGUGGUACAUAGAUAAUCUCUGAUCGGGUGAAACUCUCUUUCAGGAUGUUGAUAUCUUCCAAAUAAUUUGCAAAAGCUGGUCAUUCUUCUGGUUCUGAAACCAUCUUCACCAAUUGAGAACAAUUCGUUGCAAACGUAACCUGAAAUUGACGUAAAUUCUUCAUGUAUUCCAUUGCCCAUGAUAACGCUUCCAUCUCCACAUGAAGAGGAGAGAGACUAGCCCUAACAUUCCUCCCCUUCUAUUAUGCGCUUCUGCAUUUAGUAUUAUAUAGACUUCAUAUAUUAUGUCUUUUAUUCACUUCAAAAUACAUUCAAGAUUACUUUGAUUAAUAAAUAUGUAGAUGUUUUUAUAAUAAAUUUGAACUUCAUUUCUUCGAUAAAAUCAAAAUACUGGAUACUUCAUCAAAAUCUCUAUAUAGUUAAUUAGAAUAUACAAUAGUUUUCUUUGACAAUUCAUUUUGUUUUCCUUUGAACUUAUCCAAGUGAUCUUUAUUCUACCAAUGCUUACACAUUAUUAUUCCAAAAUCCAAUACAGGAAUCAAUAAUCUAAAUUACAUCUCUAGACCAUACACGGGACGAUAAUAGAAUCUUCGAAGAACACCGUAAGAUUAAUCGGUACAUGAAAAAGAUGAAUUACAAUUAGAGACAUAAUACUGUAACACAAAUUUGGGGAUGAUUGGUUGGAGCUGUAGAUGCUCUGGACAGCCAAAAUUUAGUCUACAACUAUAUAUCUCAACCAAUCGAGCUUUGCUUUCCUUAAAAAACUCACAGCAAAAAAAUCUCUACAAAAUCAAAAUAUGGCUGUACAGAGCUUUAUUUCCAAAGCAAAAAAUUAGUGCUUUAGAAAUCUACAGCAAGAAAAGCUACAGCAAAUAAAUCUACAGAUUAAAUUCGACAGCAAAAAAUAUAAAGCUACAACACUUACCAAUCAUCCCCAAAAGUAGAGGAUACUAGAAUAAUGCUCUCCUAGAAAUAUACCAAAUAGAUAAUUUUGGAACAAAGAUUACCAUUCACUUUUUCAAAAAAAACGUUUCUUUUUGGCCUCAAAAAUAAAACGUAAGUGCUUAACGAGAAAACGAUGAACACACUUAUAUACUACUCCCUCCAUUCCUAAAAGAUAUAUGUUCUCGAAAAAAAAAUUGUUUCAAAAAAAAAUAUUUUUUACUUUUUCAAUGUAUGAUUUUAUGAAAAAUUGUAAGUUUCAAAAAACAAUAAUGGUGUUUAUUGAAUUUCUAUUGGCUAAAAAUUAUGAAAAAUUGUUAUUCACAAAAAACAAUGCAUAUUUAAUGAGUUUUUUUAAUAUAUGUGAAAAUUCUAGAAUAUGCAUCUUUUGAGAACAGAGGGAGUAAUAGUUUGAGAAAAAAACAAACACAUUGUACCAUGUCUUGUCCAAAUUUCUUUGUGGUCCAACUGACCAUGCAUUGAAAAGUAACACAUGUUUUAUAGGCAUUAGUGGAGAUCGCUGGUAAGGGAUAUUAUGUCUCAAAUCCGAUCGAACGAUGUGAAUCAGUACCAAUGUGCUAUGGUAGUAGAAACAUACAAAAAUCACCAACAUCAUCCACCAUGGUAGCAUUAUCGCAUGACAAGUUUUUGUGAGAUCAUAAUCUGGUUGUUAUACAUGGUCACAUAAGAUGGAAUAGAAUAACUAAACCAAGACACAUGCAUAUACAUACACGCCAACAACAAAACUCAUAGACAUGAAAGUAAAUCGCCGAUGGUAAGUAUGAAAUGUGACAACAAAUAUAUUCUCAUAGCAAAACUAAAACAGUUUGGAAACUUUUUCUUUGUAAUGUCUUUCUUUAUUAUUCAAACCCUCGUAAAACUAAUAGAUAUAUAGGCUAAUAAUUUAAAGUUAAUAUAAACAAUUAAAACAUAUGUUAAUUUUUAAUGUUCAUUUGAAUGGAUGUAGAUAUAUAAAAUAACCUAAGAACUAUAAAACUAAUUUGUUAAACAAAAAAUAAAAAUGUAUGCAUAUGCUAUAAUACAUAUUCAACUAUUACAAACAUAAGUUACAUUUAACCAUUUUAUGAACGUUAUAUAAAAACAUACUAAAAUUAAUUAAAUGAAAGAUAAAAAUGCAUACAUGUGUCGUAAUAUAUUUCUAGAGGAUACAUAAUUUUUUUACUUAGUCCUAUUGAACAGAAAUUUCCUAACUUAUUUUAAAGGUAUCGAAUCUUUUGAUAAUUCAUUUAAUAAAUAAUUAAAAAUAUACUUUAAAUUUUUGAAUUUUUUCAUAGCAUGUAGUAGAUAUAUGAGGCAAAUUUAAAAAUACAAAAAAAAAACUAAUUAGACAUACAAAUUAAAUUACUGCAUGUAUUAAAAUAAAAAUUAAUUAAGUAAAUGAUUAAAAUAUACAGAGUAUAGAGCCAUUUAACCAAUGGUCUAAAGUUACUUCUGUGGAGCCGAUAUUAUACUUAAUAAUAAUAAGGCUGGAAGUCCAUGCUUCAUUGGCCUAUGGCAAGGGCCGGCUCUUGUAUUCAUGUUUUGUUGAAAACAGUGGCGGAGGCAGAGUGUUGGCAGGUGGGUCAAAUGACCCAGGUGGAUUUUAUAAAAGAAAUUUUUUUUACAUGUAUAAUCCUUUAAAACCUAGAUAAAUCUUGCAAAUUUUAGCUAAAUGACCCUUGUGAUAUAUGCUAAUUUCGAAAUUGACCCCCUUAGAAGUUUUUUCUACCUCCGCCACUGGUUGAAAAAGACAUAGUUGUAUCUAUUCGUCAUGGCUUAGAUUUGACAAAUCCAAAAGAUUAUACAAAUUACAACAAAUUUUGUAAAGAAACAGAGAUAAUGAACUUCUAACCAUACCCUAGUGUUCUUGAGCUUACCCGAUAGAGAACAAGUUUUAAAAGCAACUCAAACCUAACAAAAAAAAAAUUACAUAACUCUAAAUAUAUUUGUUAAGAAAUUAUUAUAUAAAUAAAAUAGGGAGAUCUUUUUGUGCCUGGGCUGGCGGCUUUUCUAGCACUAAUGUUGGGAUUUCUCUAGUCAAUAGAAAUGGAGUGGUUGAAGAGAUUGCCAAAAUUGUCACUCGUGAGAAUAGGCUCCAGUCUUAUAUCGCUUAUGGUGGUCCCUCGUGGUUAGCUAACAUCAUUCUUGGGGAGGCGAACGCGACCACCUUCCACAGUCUCUCUUGAAGCUUUGGUUAAGAGAUCUUCAUGAAGAUCCUAUAAUAUAAGCUUCGUGGAUAAUGGUCCUUUACGAAAUUUCUGUUUGUUGCAUUUUCUUUUUCUAUUUCAUAUUAUGUACUCGUGGAAUCUUUCCCGCUACUUUGAUUCAAUGACAAAAAAAAUGUUGGGAUUUCUCUUCAAAUAGUCUUUUCUUAUUUGUUUUUAAUAUUCCCUAGACAUUAUUUGAAAACUGAUUUGUCUUGUGUCAUCAUCAUAUUGAUUUUAAAAGAAAAAUAAUGACAUGUCAUACUAACAAUGACCACAUGGUUUAAGCUAAUUAUGAAUUGGACAUUUACAUUUAAUGUUGAUUUAUAUUUUUAGUACAGUUUUUAGAAUAUGAUAUUAACUCAUACAUCAUCAUUAAUAUAACAAUAAAUAAUAUAAUAUUAUAAAUAGAAAUAUUAUAACAUUUUAUAAUUUUCAAAAUAUUAUUUAAUUCUAUUUUAUAUAAAUUUAUAAUUAUUAAUACUAAAACAUAUCAUAAAAAAAUUUAAUGCAGUUUUUAAUUUAAAUGUUCUCAUCCCAUUAUCAUUAGUUUUUAAAAAGAUUAUUUAGUUUUAUGUUUUGAUAAAUAUAUACCUAACAAAAUUUUCUUUUAAUUUUAUAGAGUUGGAUUUAAUAUAUUUUAACUAAAAGAAAUAGAUAAAAAAAAUUCCAAGAUUAUAAUUUUACACAAAAUUAAAUAUUAUAAGCAAAUUAUAAAAUUUAACAAAAUUUUAUUUUUAAAUAUUAUAUAAAAUUUUAAAGCUAUUAUUUGUGCAGAAAACACCUAGUUAUAACUUUAUUUUGGUUGUUUCUUUCAAAGUUUCCAGGGAUAUUUUUGUUUUCAUCUGUCUUUUUUAAUCAGUGAUUUAUUCGUUUUGCUCCGAUCUUUGUAGUGGUGAUUAUCACAGGUUGUUUGACGGAGUCUAGAUGAAACUCCUUUGAAAGGAUCUCUUGUAGAACAGAUCUAACCAAAGAAAAUAAUAUAUUUUUGUCUUGAAAACUUUUAUUGUGUAGGCAAUGAACCUGAUUGUAGCCCGUUGUGGUACGAGAUAGUACUUCGAUUGUUUGAAAAUUGCGGAAUACGAUCAUUUUGAUAUCAAUAUAUUGGCAAUAUCCAACCAAAUUUUUGGUCUAGACUUCAUCAUUGAUUUCUCUUGUAAUCGUAUAUGUUAGAUCAUAUUUUUUAGGAAAAAUGAUUACUAACUACAUAAAGUAUUGGUCAUCACAUGGCUAACCAUACAAACUAAACUAAUGUAUAUCUAACCACACGAAGUAUAUGUUAUGUAUAAGAACAUUUCUCAAAUUAAUGAUGUUAUGUAGUUGACAUCAUGAAUUUAAUUUUAUUCAUCCAAAAACUGAUGUGGAUGCCAGAGACCGUUUAAAUAUAUCAUUUUAUCAAUGAAAAUAUGACCGACCCAACUGGAAUUAAACUAAAAUUAGAUUUUUACCUGUAUUUUAAAAUCAUAAGAAUUUUAAACAAAAUCUAGUUUACAAAAUCAAUAUGUUUAAAAAGAACUAUAUAAUUGUAUUAUUUUUAUCUAUAUUAAUAUGAAAGUUGUAUAAGAUAUUAUUGAUUUUUUUUUUUGUUUUCUAAAUUAUUUUAAUAUGUUUUGCUAUGAAAUUUUAAUAAUAAAUUUGCAAUUCAUUUGAUUAAUUGUGUGAUAUAUUUACAUCUUUGAUAACUUUUCAAUUAUAAAACUUAUUUGUUGUCAAUUUAUUGACUCUAAUAUUUUAUUUGUUUAAGACUUAUGUGAUGUCAACAUAAACAAAACAGAAUCUUGCAUAUAUAAUCAUAUAUUAUAUACUUUUAAGAAUAAAAAUAAUCAAAGAAUAAGAAUCUCAUAUGAAAGUUUUACUAAGUUUAAAUGAAUGCAAUUUUUGUUUAUGAAUAUAUAAAUAAAAUAAUUCAUUAACUUAGUUAAUUUCAUAUUAAACAAAUAAAAUGAUAGAGUAACUAAAUUGACAUCAAAUAAGGUUUAUAAUAAUUUUUUAAUAAGUAUAUAUAAUACAAUUAGUCAAGCGAAUUACAAAAUUUUUAUUAAAAGUUCAUAACAAAGCAUAUUUAAAUAAUUUUAAAAAAUAAGUAAAUAAUAUCUUAAAUAACUUUAAUAUUUAAUAUAAUAUAUUAUUUUUGAAAACCCUAAAAUAAAAAUGUUAAAACACUACUUAUCAAAAUUUUAUAAAACAAAUUGAUUUUGUAAAUUAGUUUAUGCUAAAACACUACUUAUCAAGAUUUUAUAAAACAUAUUGAUUUUGUAAAUUAGUUUUUGUUUAAAAAUAUUCUUACGAUUUUAAAACACGGAAAAAAAAUCAAAUUUAGAUAAAUUACCAUCAGGUACAUCAUAUUUUAAUUGAUGAAACGAGAUAUUUAAAUGGUCUCUAACAUACACAUCAUUUUUGGAUGAAUAAAUUUCAACUCGUGAUGUUAAUUACUUAACAUCAUAAAGUUAAGGGAUGUUGUCAUGCAUAACAUAUACUUCGUGUAGGUAAGUAUAGAUUAGUUUAGUUUGCAUGGUUAGCCAUAUGAUGAUCAAUAUUUCAUGUAGUCAGUAAUAAUUUUCCUAUUUUUUAACGGGUUAGAUUUUUUCUCAAGAGCUUGUUUUCACUUUAUUGAUGUGUUGUAGGGAUGGGAUGGAACCGGAUAUCCGGAUAUUUAAGGUAUCCAGAUUCGGAUCCGGACUUGUCAGAUCCGUGGAUUUAAUAUCUGAGUCCAUAUUUGUGGUUUCCGGAUAUCCAGAUUUCAUAUAUCCGUCUAGAUAUUGUACUACCCGCGGAUAUCUUGACCUGGAAUUUGACUCAUAAAAAAUAAUUAAAAAUAUUUUUAAAAAAAUACUAAAAUUCUAAAAAUAAUGUAUAAAUUAAAUAUUUAUACAAGAUUUAUAAAUAUAUUCAUAUGUAUAUAAAAUUAAAAUUAAAAUAUAACAUUAUAAAACUAAUUUUAUGUAUAAGUAUUAAUAAAUCUUAAUAAAAUUAAACCUUCUAAAAAUACAGAUCUGGAUCUGGGUAUUUAGACCUAAAAAUCAAGAUAUCGGGAUCUGGAUUCGGUUUUGACGGAUCUGAGAUUUUCUAUCUGGAUCAGGAUUUGGGCAUUCCGGAUAUCCUAUUUUCGGAACGGAUCUUGGAUCGAAUCCGGAUCCCGGAUAAUAAUUCCAGGGCUCAUGCGAUGUAUCAUAUCAAUUUUUAUGUUAUUAUCUUUGAUUGAGAAUAUUGAAUAAACGAAUUUUAGACUAAAAAGUAUAUAUAGCGGACAAUGCUUUUCAAGGAGGUUAAGUUGAGCAGUAUUUAUAUUAUAGAAAUGUAAUUUAGUUAAGACCACCUAUUCAAAAUUUUGACAUGCCGACAUUACGUACGUCGUAAAUGACCAACCAGCAAACUGUAUAUUACGCUUAAAUGAAUAUUGAUUUUCAUUUUCUUAUAGUAGUGUACAGCUUACUUGCUAUGAUAAACAAAAACAAAGACCUCAAACGCAAACUACAAAAUAACUUUCUUUGGUUCCCUAUGCAAUAUGAAAAGUGAAGAGUUCUUAAUUAGCACAGAAUUUUCCAAGCUUAACUUUUUGACUUUUAUCUCUCUAAUCAUCUGCUAAUCAUCCCUUCACAUCACUAUAAAAAGCACCACGUACCAAAGUUCGUGAUAUCAUAUUUUGUUAGUUUCAAAUUAUAAUUUCUUUUAAAAAAAUGCCGAUCCUAACUCCGGCCAUCAGACUCGUGGUUUUCAGGCAAAGUCUUCGACCACAUUCCGCUGUUGCAUUCCUCGUUGAGUUCCUCUGCUUUGUCUUAGAGCUACUUGACAAGGAGAAAGAUCUAGCAAAGAUAUUCGGCAUCGUUUCUGCUUGUGACACAUUAAUCUUCACUAUGCUCGAUAUAAUCCAAAAUCUGAUCGAAGGAGGAGUGAAAAUACGAAGAUGCGGUCAAGUGUUUUGGCUUUACAAAAACGAUGGGAGUCUCUAUUGGCACACACUAAACGCGUAUUUACUGAUGUUGUCCAUUGUCCACGUCAUUGGCUCCGCAAUUUCAUAUAGGUCUCGUAGACGUUAUCUAGUCUUGCUCCCGCUUUUUGUUGCUGGCCUAGAGCUUCUUCCUCAAGAGGCAUAUCAGAUUCUUGGAAAUGAUCAGAGUCAAAACCUUCAAGAUUACGUUGAGCCAGAUCAAGUUCCACGAGAUUGUAUUGGGCCUCUUCAGAAUCCAUUAGAUGGUAUUGAGCUGGAGGAAGGCGAUAGAGUGCCGGAUCAAGAAGUUGCUGACCAUGUUGCGCCUGAUGGUGUCUCAUAAAAUAUUAAGGCCUAAGCUGAAAAGACACCGUAUUGUAUAUAUGUAUAUAUAUGGGUGUAUGGUGGUGUUCAAAAGAAAAAAGGGUGUAUGGAUGUUUGGUACUUUGUCUUAAAAAUGCUAUGUACUUGUCGUUGUAUACGAUUCUAAUUAUAAAGACAAUAGGCAUGUCGGAUGCGGUAAUGUAAAAGAAUAUUUACAACAACUUCUUAUGAAUUAAAAAAUGAAAGUACGUACUUAAAAUGUUUUUAUUGUGAAUGUUUUAUUCAAGCAAUUAUGUUUGAGUUAGUGACAUUUGAAUAAUUUCUUGUAUGUUUGAUGUUGAGCUGGUAAUUUUUGUAUAUAUUUGUUUAUGUAUCUAUUUAGUCAAAUUUUGUAUAUAUUUACAACAAUGCAUAUAUUUGUUUAUGUAUUUAGUCAAGUUUUUUUCUUUUUUUUUUCCAUUUUUUUCUCGUUUCUUCACUUUUUACUCUCUACAAAGAACUGUUCCUUGAUAGAAACUAGCCAAGCAUGUGUUUGAAAUUUUUUUUCUAUAAUAAUUUUAGGGGCUAAUGAUGAAGAUUUAUAUUCAAAAGUUCUGGUGGUACUAGGCUGGUUAGGAUCAUCAAGGAAGGAUGCGCAAGAUGUAAACAUAACAGGCCCAUCAAGCAUGAAGAAUGAAGAGGUGAUGGGCCCUCGACAACAAGUGAAGCCCACAGCUCUACAUUCAAAGACUCCAACGGCUAAGUCAGCAAAAUGUAAAGACAACGCUUCCUCAGCUACAGACAAACAGAGUACGAACUCUGUCAUUAAGGUUCAGAACAGAUAUGGUCUCCUCUCUGAUAAUGAGUCUUGAGAAGAGCUUUACAGCCAAGCAGAAUAUGCUACAGGAUAUUCCUUUAGGUCUAGACAAGUUCUCUUAGUAUAAAUAAGCUAUCUUGUAAAACCCUAAGACUUGAGUGAAAUAAGAAUGAAGAGUUUAAACCAUUGAAAUUGUCUCUCUGUUCUUCUCUGUUUCUCUGUAAUUACUUACACAAGAUUUGACUCUCAUUGGAUUUUUUUUUUCAUCUGGUUUUAUUAAUACGAUCAACAAAGGAUACAAGAGUAAGAUUCUACAAACGGAGGACCACAAGACUGUCCCCGAUAACCAAAGCCGGAAGAAACACGAGAUAUUCCCGGAGACUGAGCCCAAACCAGGGAAACAAACAUUCAAACAACACUUAACAUUAAACACAUAAUAGGAAACUGAAAUCAUAACAGACUGGCACAAAACCACGACGAGCAAACCUCUAAACAUCUGGAAAUCCAAUGAAAGAUAUCUACUGGGGGAUUGGGGAAUGCCCUCAGCUCAAUUUUUAUUACAUUCUUUUUGUAAAUAAAUUUUUUGUGGACCAAAUUACUUAUUUCUGCUUGGCAUAUAUAUAUAUAUUAAAUCCGACACUGUCUCUAUAUAUGUUAAUCUUACUUGAUGAAAUACAAAUUUGAUACCAUUUUUAAAAUUUAUCUCUAAAGAAUAUCUAUUUUCAUAAAUAUUUUAAGUUUAAAUGAAAAAAUUAAACUAAUCUUUAAAAUAAUAUAUAAAUUCUUAAUAAUAACUUAUAAAAUAUUUGUAGAAGUUUAUAAACUCAAUCCCACCCCUUGAAUACUAAAUCCUAAACAAUAAUCACUACAUCCUAAAUCCAAAUAUUAGAGUAUUUUUCAUUGAAUAUAUUUUGUAAAAUGGUAACUAACUUAUGAUAUUUAAAGUAAUUUUCAUCUUACAUUUACUUCGUUGAGUUGGAUGCUUCUUUCCAUUGUGUGAUUUUUUUCCGGGUAAUCUCGACCAUGAUUCUUUAUGAUUCGUAGUCUCGAGUAAUGACCGUUAGUUCUUUUUUUUUCAAUUGUAUUAUUAAGCCUUUUAGGCAAAUAAAUUAAACAAUGAGAAUUAGCCAAACAAAUAUAGAAAAAUGAUAAUAUUAGUAGGGAUCCAAAGUAAACUAACACAUAUUUAUCUUGCGAGUGGAUGACCAAAGAUUUUAUAUAUAAAAGCUUCAAAUUUGCUUUUGGAAUAGUUGAAUCGCAAAUGAGAUAAUCUUCGUAUUAAUCCAAAGACGCCAUGAUUUAAACUGAAUUGCGAACGAUUGUCACUCUCUUUUUAAUACUCCAGUAGGAGUCACCGAGACCAGACAAAUCUUUAUAUUACUCUUUUGAAAAUAAUAGAGUCAAAAAGAUUACCAUUUUCAGAGUAACCAUAGUUUGCAGCAAAAAAUCCAUCACCAUCAAAUGAAGAACCAUCAACGAGAAGCCGGUAAGACCCGUCGCCACCAUCUGCAUUAGAUAUGUCAAUUACCUUUUCUAAACGGUUCAAUUGAACCGAAGUUUUUGGCUUACUAAAUCUAUUGGAAGAAACAUACAAAAGAACAAUAAAAUUUCCGCAUUUAAAAUAAAUUGACAAUCAAACAAAUCAAAUGAUAGAAAGUAAAGCAAAAAAAAAAGAAGCAAAACGAACCAAACAAGCCGAUGUCAGAGCUAUAGAAGCCUCCGGUCAUCGGCUUGAAACUAAGAAAAAUCUCUCUCUUUUUCUCUUGAUGGCUAGAGUUUUCGAUGGGAGAUAAUAUUUUUCGAUUGACCGUUAGUUCAGUAUGCAUAAACUUUCUUUCUACAAAGAAAUGGGAAUUAUUAAAUAAGGAAAGACAAAAUUGAUUAGAUAUAGAUAAUGUGGUUCUAACAAUGUGCAGGGUCGGUCAUGGGUCAUGUAAAUGAAACAUUUGUUACAUGCCUCCAAAUGUUUUGAUGAAAAUUAUAUUCCCCUGAGAAAAUUUUUUACUCUCAAAUUUAUAUUAAAAAAUUAGUUGAAAACUUUAAUAGAUCGCCUACAGGGAUGGCCCCUGUUGACAAUGUGUGUUAAGAUACUAUGUUUUACUUGGCUUGCUAUAAGAAACAUGUUAUCCUCCGUAGAUUGUAAGUAAGUGAUAUCACUCAAAUUAUCCUAAGGAGUGAUUUGUACUCUCUCAAAUAAGAAGUCGAGUUGUAGCACAUAAGGAUCAAAUUCACAAGGAGCUAAGACACACAAAAGAUCUAGUAGUUAUGUGGUUAGCUAGGAAAACAUGUUUAAAUGUAAAUAGCAUUGGUGUGAGCAAGGUAAUUGCUCGGUUGAUUGAUUGGGGUUUUGAAACAGAUAUGAAAGGCGUUAGACUUAGAGUUUCUAUUCAGACAAUCAGGGUUAUAGAGAUAUAGAGACUAAGUGUAUGUUGGAUAUUCUAGAAUUCAAACUAAAAGAAUAGUCGAUCAACUUCCGUAUAUUUAGACUAUCUAUUGCCAGAUCUAUAUUCAGAUGUCGCUUGUUGGUCUUGAAAAAGUGUCGAUCGAUACCAAUUAUGAAUUUUUGAUCGAUACACCUUUCAGCCCGUCGAUCGGUGCAACUACUGAGUUGUUGAUCAACAUUCCUUCCAGUAAGCUUUACCGCACGGGUUUGACUUGUUCACUUGGUUAAACUAAAUCAGCUGUCGCUUUUUUCUAGCAAUCCUAGCACAAUGUAAACUAGAUCAGACAAAUGACCAUGCUUCCGCUUGCGCCCUAAUAUCUAUGGACAAGGUCCUAGUCAGCUACUUUAGAACACAUCCAUUAAAGAACAGUUCAAUUGAUUGAUAUCCAAACACUUAGCAACUACAUAUUUUGAGGUAAUCCCUCAUGAAUAUCUGAACCCUAAAUCUAACAAAGAGAACUACUCAUACAUAGUUAAACAAUUCAUAACAAGACAAUAGUAAAACUGCAUAGAAUAGAUAAGAGUAGAAAAACUUGGAGUUCCAUUCACAAAUCUCUGAAGGAGUCUUGGAUCUUCUCUCCAAACCUAAAACUCUAAGUAUUUUGCUGUGUAAGAAAGUAUGAAAGCGUGUGUUUCCUAGAACAAUGACAGAGCACAUAAAUAUUAAGUUAAAACUCGUCAGGGGAAAUUUGGUAAUUCUUUUGGGACUUGGGCUUAAAAGUUCGCUGGAACCAAGUCUGGUCUUUGCGCACUUCGCCGUCGAUCGAAAACACAUGGUAUGUGUCGAUCGAUUAUAAUCUUCAAUCAUCGACAGCCAGACUGUUCGAUGGUCAGUUACGGGCCCUGUUCGGAACUACGCUAGGCGUAAGUGAGACGGCUGGUCUAAGCCUAGCGAGUUAACAUAAAUUCGGAGAGUAAUCAGAGAUUAAUCGGGGCCUAGUUUUAAGUGAUUUUUUAAUAUUUCUAAAACUGUAUAUAUAUUAAUCAAUUUUCGUAAUGAAACACAUAUUGUCUUGUACUCUGGUGGAAGGUUAGCUGCUUUUUAAGCAUUAUGUCACGUCUUCGAUAUGAGGCCCUAGAAGCGUGUUUUCUUUAAUCUCUUCUUUAAAUAAUGGCAAAACUAUAAUUAAACCUUCUUCUUCCUUUCUUGUCGCUUGGAGUUUCUGCAACUCUUACCAUAGCCACUAAUUUAGUCUAUCACCAUUCACUCAAAUCUUUCGUUUUUCUUAUUGUUUUUUCAUCAAACUCGUAGAUCUCGCAUGUACAACUCGAUUUAAGCAUUUAAAACCUGAAAAGACGAACUUUUUUGGUGAACCCAAUUUUUUAACAAAUUUUCAUGAAAUGUUGCGGCUGAUCUCCGCCGAACGUUUCGAUGCUGCGUAAUCGGUCUCCGCGCCCGCGUUUUCGUACAGGAGUUACAGGUCCUUUUCACUUUAUCUCCAAAAUGCACCAAAAUCAUUUUUUUCCUCCAAAUCACUCCAAAACCUGAAAACGUAUUAAAAAGACUCUAAAACAGCUAUAAUGUAUUUAAAAACACCUAUAUACCAAGUGGGUAAAAUCUAUGGUAUAUCAACUCCCUCAAACUUAUUCUUUUGCUUGUCCUCAAGCAAAACAAUGAGCAGUCUCUCUGAAAGAGAUUUGAAAACAGCAGGGACUCACACAAUUUAAGAACUCACUAUCAUCACCUCAGCAAUAUUCCACAUCAAAUCAAUCUCAACUUCAAAAGUACUUUAUAUGCAAUAUCCUAGUUUAGCAACCAAUUUCAUUCAUCCAACAACUUAACUAAUCAUGUAUGACUAAACCUCUCCUGACCUUAUUUCUUACAUAAAACAAAAUUGUAUGCUUUGCCUUGGGAAUAUCGAUCACUAAACCCAUGGAAUCCACUUAAGCAAGUAUCUGGACCUAGAGGUAACCCUUUUCUGGUUUUCCUUAUCUCUUCUCUUUUCUCUGAAUCCAAUUUAUAGUAUAUAUAUAUAUAUAUAUAUUUAUAUAUAUAUAGUAUAUAUAAAUAUAUAUAUAUAUAUAUAUAUAUAUAUAUAUAUAUAUAUAUAUAUAUAUAUAUAUUUAUUAUUUAUUUAUUUUUAUUACUAGGCAAAGUUGUAGGCGAAAUAGUAAGGUCAUCGAUAAUGUAUUUACCCCUCGCUUCCAAACAAUGUGUGAUCAUUCUAUUAGAGUAAAAUAAUGGGGUCGCUGUAGACACUCCUACCCUUCUAAACGGCAAGAAAUCAACUCAAUCUUCUGUAAAUAUAUAUAUGGAUGCCAAAGAAAGGUUGAAGGAAAACCAGGGACACUAAGUCUAAUACCUUCCAGACUUGAAGGAGGAUUCCGAUCCAAUAUAUACCAUGCCCCAAGACAAGCAAGUUGAGCUCAAUUAGGUUGGAGGUUGGAUUUGGUUCCUUCAAACAGUCUCAGCAAGUGUGAAUAAUUGGCAGGAUGAUCCACUUUAGCAUCUAUAAUACAAUCUGCAGUUAAUAAAUCUAAGAAUGAUGCUAAAGAGUGGUUAGAUAAGUGAGGGAAAUUGAAAAAAGUUCAUUGUCCCCUUCUUGACUCAAUAAAACUUUUUGAAAACAUUUAUAAAACUCAUAGGUAAAUUAAUAUCAGUAAACUUUCCCCUAGACUUAAAUUACACUAUCCCUAGUGUAUAUCUAGUCGGAGUUUGGUGAGAACAUAAAUCAUAAGUACAUAAUGUAACAAGGAAAACUAUAUACCUGAUCGCGGAUGUCGAUGUCGAUUGACACAUUGAAGUGUCUAUCAAUCGUUUCUGGUGUCGUGAUGUCGAACGACGUCGACUUGGUCUCAUCGGUCGAUGACUGAGUAAUCGUCUCCUCGGGUCUCUUUUUGGUUUUUCUGUUUUUUAUACCUGCAAUAAAUUGAAUGAAAAAAUAAAUAAUUUAAAAAGUGAAAACUGAAAAAAAAUUACCUAAUAGUGGGUUGCUUCCCACUCAGCGCUUUGUAAUAGUCAUUUAGCUUGACUUUGGAAGCUGUUUUUGGCUAGUAAGGAGGUGGAUGACUACUUGUUGGGAAACAAGUGUCUACAUCUUCGUUGCUCAUCUGGAACCAUGUACCAAUGAAGCUUCUUAUGGUCUUAUUUCCUCUGGUCCACUGAUUUUUCAGUAUCUCCUUAUCAACCUCAAUGACAUGCAUCCUAUUCUGAAGAUUACCAAUGCUGCACUGGUGAAUUCCAAGUCUGGCAUGUGUUGAUUCUGUGAUGUCCUUCAACUCUUAAUAGAUAUCUUCUUUCAACAAGUCUUGAGAGAAAGUGAUAUCAUCAAGCUUAUCAUGUAAGAAUUUCUCGGUUACCAGCUUGCCUCAUAAUGUUGUAUAAUCGCUGUCGAUCGAUGGUGACUGCUCUGCUUGAAAAUAUAGAAGUCUCUGAAUCGUGUAUUUCUCCUGCUGCAGUGCGUUCAUGUGUGUAGUCAAUGAAUCUAUGUCGUCACGGAGCGGGUAGUAGAUACCAUUAAGCCUAUAGGUGAAUGAUUGUAGCCUAUCUUCAAAUGAUGCAAGUUGAGCGUCGAUCGAUGUACGGAUGUGGGCGUCGAUCUAUUGUUAAAUGUGAGCGGCAAUCGAUUUCUAUGCUCCUCCACCGACUGCAUGUUGUUCUUGAAUCAUGGCUAUGUCUUGCUUCAUAUCAUCUGUGCGUGUGGUUAACCAGCUUAUAUUGUUGUUGAAUGGGUAGUAGAUGUCAUCGAGCCUCUUGGAAUGAUAAUCAUAUGUCGUCCUCAUAGCUCUAUAGAUAUCUGCUACCAACUCAUCAAUCUCUGCUUUGAUGUAAGUGGCUUGUUCUGCACGGUUGAUGUUACACUAUACUCGUUUUUCAUCUCCCAAUGAGGUUUCAUUUUCAUGUUCUGAUGAAGCGAUCUUCGUCUCAAUUCGGACUGACCGUCGAUCCAUGGUGCAUCUGCUUCGCCGAUCAAUGGUGGAUCCUCUGCUAUGUUCUGCGUGUCUAAGAAUUUUCUAGACCCAUUCAUGGCAAUGAUUUCAGCAAUUUCCUCCCUGGAUAUGUUGAGAAUGUGUCCAUCCAUGGAUCGUGCUUGGCCUUCUGGAUCCCUGAAAAUACCAAAUUCAUCUCCCAAUGAGGUUUCAUUUUCCUGUUCUAGAGAAGCGCUCUUCGUCUCAAUUCGGACUGACCGUCGAUUGAUGGUGCAUCUGCUUCGUCGAUCGAUGAUGGAUCCUCUGCUCUGUUAUGAGUGUCUAUUAAGUUUCUGGACCCAUUCAUGGAAAUGAUUUCAGCAAUUUCCUCCCUGGAUAUGUUGAGAAUGUGUCCAUCCAGGGCUCGUGCUUGGCCUUCUGGAUCCCUGAAAAUACCAUAUUCAUAUGGAGUUAGAUAAGCAUAAUUUGUAUUAUCUUUUACUUGUACCUCGGAAUUUGGUGUGUGAUGAGCGUCAAUCGAUGGCUUGGUGUUGAUGUCGAUUUAAUUUUGCCUUCUUAUCUGCAUGUGAUGUAUGGAGAACUCCUUCUUCUUCCAUGGCAACACCAUGAUACUCGAUAUUCUUCUCUCUGGGGUAAUCCUCGUCAUACUCCUCAGAUCGCAUCUCAUGUAGUGCAAUGUCAACUGCAAAGCUCUCAUGAUGGCUAUCAUUUUCUCAACUGCCAAUAUAAUAGUCGUCAUGUCUGCUGAUCGUGUCACCGUAAUGGUAAUCAAUCGAUAUCUGAGGCUGGGUGUUAACUACAAAACUCGGAUAGCAGUGUUUUGGCAAAGCGAAAGUUUCAUUCGCAUGACUACUGUCGAUCGAUUUCCUAGGUGGUUAUCGAUCGUUGGCUGAAUGGCAUUGUCGAUCGAUGGUUGAGUAUGGCUGUCGAUUGAUGCUUCACACUUUGUCUAGUAUUCAGCUUCAAAUUCACAGUAGCAUGCUGCUAUGAAUCUUGUAUCAACUCCAGUGUUGGACGUAUGUGGCUUGUCAAUUCUGACUGGAUCAUAGUAGACAUCAUGGUUUAUCAGUGUUAGACACAACUGAUUAGUCUGCAUGUUGCAAACUGCCCAUACCGUAGCCAUGAAGGCUCUCCAAGGGAGUAGAGAAUGAUUCAUGUUCAGUUUGUUGUCUAGGACAUGGAAGUCAACUGGAACUAGUGCAUUACCAAUCUCCACCUCAAGGUUUCUGGUGAUUCCUCCUGAGUUCCUCGUAGAAUAGUCCAAAAAAGUGAAUGAAUCCUCCGAAGGCUCUAUCUUCAGACCCAGAUGGUCUGCCAUUAUCUUGGUUAGUAUGCUGAUUGAUGAACCUGUGUCACACAGCGCACACAUGAAUUCAAUGCCCUUCAACAAACAUGGCACUGCAAAUUUCCCAGGAUCACUCAUCUUCUUUAGUGUAAUCCUCUGCUUCAUCUUCUCUCUGACCUGAUUGAACAUCCUAUGUAUGUCAUGUUCAGUUUCCUUGGUCUCUCUGAAGAACAUCCACAACAUGUGGGUAAAGUAAGCUUCCUCAAACGGCUUGUCCAAGGGUAUCCUAAGAACUCUUUUAGUGAAGCUAUCCAUCUCCUUCUCAUUAACUCCUCUCUUAAGAUGCUUAUGAACCUUUUUCCUUCUUUCUCCUCAAGGUUCUCUUCUCAGAAGUCUGAUCAACUUGCAUUGACUCUGGUGCAUCAUCAGAUUGUUGACUGAAGUUGUCUACAAUAGUUUAUGAAGGUUGAGAUGGAUUCCUGAGUGCAUUCAAACAUGAUACAUCUAUCUUUAGUAGAUGCACUCGGUACGUGAGAGGUGGUUGUCGAUCGACGCUGGAGUAAGCCCUCCGAUUGUCGGUUGAGUCUUUUUGUCGAUCGGUAGAUGGUUCAUGGCCCCAAUCGAUAUCCAACUUCUUAAUGCGUAAGGGUUUGGGUGGAUGAGGGUGUUUAGCUGCAAACUCUUCGUGAGUUAGGAUCCUUACUGCUGCGCAUGACGCAAAUUCCUCUGUCGAUCGAUGCUGAGUAGCUGAUGUCGAUCGAUAUUCGUCUGUCUCCAUCGGUCGAUGUUCAUUUCUUGGUGUCGGUCCACACCAGGAUCAACUACCAAAACUAAUGGAGCUCUCGACUCUAAAGUCCCCUUCCUGAAGCUUCUCAUCUUUUACGACUUGCCAGAAAUCAUCAUCUAUGAUGGCAUCACGUUGUGCUUCAGUGAUUCCUCUCCUUUACCCUUGAUGAAGGCCUCCUGCCUCUUAACAGUUUCUCCUGUCUGAACCACUUGUGUCUCCAACUUCCUCACAUCUGUGUUCAAAGACUCAAACUUUGAGUUGAGCUCUGUGUAGACAUCAUCUAUCUUUCCAUUGAAAUAAUCAUCAACUUCUGCUGACCCUCAAGAACUUGAUCAAGCAAGGACUCUAUCUUGCUCUCCCGAGUCUGUGGUGGCGGAUUCUGGUAGAAAGAAUUCCCAUAAACUCUGUUGCUGAUGUUGCUGAUGUUGUAGUUGUUGCUGAUGUUGUAGUUGUUACUGAAGGGUUUCUGGUACUGCAGGCUCUGGUUGUAUCCACUCUUCUGUCCAUUGCCAUAAGAGUUUAUGUAUCCACUCUGAUUUUCAUACCUCAGAUUCUGAAAGCAUGUACCACUAACAAAGUUCACAUCCUCCUCUUCAUCUUUGUCAAUGUCGACAUCUAUAGCUUCUACAUCCUCUGCAAAGCUGACCGGCUUCUUGAGAAGCUUGGGAACACUAUCCAGCUUAGCCUUAACAUCGUCCAUCUGCUCCUUCCCUAGGGUAGUGGCCGAUUUUCUCCUCUCAAAAUCAUUGUUCUUGGUGCUAUUGCUGGAUGCCAAGUUCUCAAUAAGUCUCAGAUCCUCUUUUGGAUUCCUAGUGUUGAAGUUUCCAUCACUAGCUGAGUCUAGAGCCAUCUGAUAUGACAGCUCGAUGCCUCUGAAGAAAGUGCUGAGCAGCUGAACUUUAUUGAAUCCAUGGUGUGGACAGUCUCUCUGAUAUAACUUGAAUCUGAUCCAGGAGCUUCUGAAUGACUCUGUAGGCUCAUGUGUGAAUAUAGCAAUCCAUGGUGCAGGAUCUGAAAAGAGCAAUGUUUGUUCCUUGUUGCUUCUGGUACUGCAAGGCAUGCACCUGAAAGACAAGAAAUUUUUUUUUUGCAUGUAACAAAAAACCUAGACUAAACCUAACAAAAUAAGAUCUAAUGGCGAUCGAAGCUCCCUGGCAACGACGCCAAAUUUGAUAUCACUCAAAUUACCCUAAGGAGUGAUUUGUACUCUCUCAAAUAGGAGGUCAAGUUGUAGCACUUAAGGAUCAAAUUAACAUGGAGCUAAGACACACAAAAAGAUCUAGUAGUUAUGUGGUUAAGCUAGGCAAACAUGUUUAAAUGUAAAUAGCAGUGGUGUGAAAAAAAGUAAUUACUCGGUUAAUUGAUUGGGGUUUUGAAAUAGAUAUGAAAGGCGUUAGACUUAGGGUUUUAUUCAGACAAGCGAGAUUAUAGAUAUAUAGAGACUAAGUGUAUGUUGGAUAAUAUCCAACAUACACUUAGUCUAAACCGAAGUUUGCGAUCUAGAAUAUCCAAUGGAUAUUCUAGAACUUAAACUUAAAGAAUAGUCAAUCAACUUCCGUAUUUUUAGAAUAUCUAUUGCCAGAUCUAAGACCUCAGAUGUCGCUUGUUGGUCUUGAGAAAAUGUCGAUCGAUACACUUUUCAGCCCGUCGAUCGAUGCAACUACUGAGUUGUCGAUCGAUGUUCCUUACGGAAAGCAUUACCGCAUGGGUUUGACUUGUUCACUAGGUUAACUAAAUCAGUUGUCGCUUGUUUCUAGCAAUCCUAGCACAGUGUAAACCAGAUCAGACAAAAGACCAUUCUUCCGCUUGCGCCCUAAUAUCUAUAGACAAGGAUUAAGCUACUCUAGAACACAUGCAUUAAAGAACAGUUCAAUUGAUUGAUAUCCCAACACUUAGGAAUUCUAUAUUUUUGGCUAAUCGCUCAUGAAUAUCUGAACCCUAAAUCUAACAAAGAGAACUACUGAGACAUAGCUAAGCAAUUAAUAACAAGACAAUAGUAAAACUGCAUAGAAUAUAUAAAGUAGAAAAAAAAACUUGGAGUUUCAAUCACAAAUCUCUGAAGGAGUUUUGGAUCUUCUCUCCAAACCUAAAACUCUAAGUAUUUUGCUGUGUAAGAAAGUUUGAAAGCGUGUGUUGCCUAGAACAAUGGUAGAGCACAUAAAUAUUAAGUUAAAAUUCGUCAGGGACAAUUUGGUAAUUCUUGUGGGACUUGGGCUUAAAAGUUAACUGGAAGCAAGUCUAAUCUUUGUGCGCUUCGCCGUCGAUCAAAAACACAAAGUGUGUCAAUCGAGUAUAAUCUUCAAUCAUCGACCACCGGACUGUUCAAUGGUCAGUUACGGGUAUUUUUUACUUUAUAUCCAAAAUGCACCAAAAUCAUUAUUUUCCUCUAAAGCAUUCCAAAAUCUGAAAUCAUACUAAAUUUUUUCCAAAAAACUAUAAUGUAUUUAAAAACACUUAUAUACCAUGGCUAAAAGUGGGUAAAAUACAUGCUACAUAAGUGAGCUUGAGGACGGAUAAACAUGUGUGUUUUGUAGUGAGCUUGAUGAGAAUCUUUUGCUUCUAUUUCUAUAUUUAAGGAUUGGCGGCGGUCUUUUUGCAUCCAUGGUAACUGUUGGACCCAAUUAUGGCCAAUACCAUAAUGGACCACGAUCAAAGGCAUGGGCCUUAAAGGGCCGUAGCCCGUAGCAAGGAUACGAGCUCGAGAAGGAGUCGUCGAGGUCGCGGAGAUCGUGCAACAAGAAGCUGAGAUCGUGGAGCUACCACAGGGGUCUCGAAGUCAGCUUACUAUAAAGGAAGAGUAAUGGAAACAUAAGAGGACAUGUUGAAAACCCUAGAGAGAGCUAUACACUUACACCGAUCUUGUUGUCUUCCCACUUUUAGAUUCUUUCUUUACCGAUCUCGUUUGUAUCAGUCGAUCUAGUUCAAUCCAUUGUAUUUGAUCUUAUUCAUCAAUAAAGUCCAUUUUCACCUAUUGGAAACUAUUUAACAUCAUUGUGUUCUAAAGAUAUUGUUGCCUACAUCAUUUGUCUUAUUUAGAUCAAACCCCAAUCACUAUCAAAUACUUUGUGUAGAUUUUAGGUUCUACAGUAACCACCAGAUUGAAGUAGAGGGAGAGUGUGAAACCUAAUAAUCAGUGUAACUAAAUCAUAUACUAGAUUAAAUGUAAACUGAAUGUUAGUCGCUUUCAUUCUAUAUAAUGAGAGUAGCUGUAUGUGUUCUCAAUAUCAUGAAAAACAAAAAUUAAUGUUGAUUCGUUGAGAUCGAGCUCGUUCUCUUGCAUAAUAUUAGAGCGAUGACGUACAAAUCUUGUACCUCAUUUGAUUUUUAUUUUCUUUGUUUUCUUCUUUUCAAGAACCUAAAAUUUUCAACGAUUUUUAUCAAACUUUGUGAUAGAUUUUUGGUCAAAUCACCAGGAAUCAGUAAUAAAACUUGUUGAGAGCGUGGAUCAUCAGUAGUGGUGAUCGCUCCAAGUCUCCACGUCAGUUAACCAUGGCAACAAUGUCAUUUUAAAGAACCCCCUUUACUCCAAAAUAACUUCACAAGAUCCUCUAAUGACAUUCCCAUAUUUUUCCAGAUAGCACCAAUUCUCCAUUAUUCAUUAGAAAUAGAGAUAAUCCUUGAUUUGUGAUAAUCUGUGAGUUACUAGACGGCAAAAAUUGCGAUAACUGAUGUAUUAUGUUGACUGUAGUCUUAGAAAAAAAUACAAUCACAUAUAUAGAUGGUUUUGUAGUUAGGCCAACUCAGCCACGUCCUAACUUUUGAACCUGGUUUAGAUUCAAUUUAAUGUUUAUGUUGGAUACUCAUCAUAUUCCUUAGAAGAAAUACAAAAUCCUUUUACGAUUUAAUGAUGCUAUGAAAAAAUAUGGAAAGAUUUGAUGUCCAAAUUUCAUAUUUCACAUAUCAACUAUCUCAACAAAUCUUGUCGCUCAAUCAAGGAGUGCUUGGUUAGCUUAAACAAUUUUUAUGCAAUCAUUAGAAACACAAUAAUCAUGAACAAACAUGAAGCGGAACUAUUUGAGAUUUACAACUUGCUUGAUCAAAAAACCGUAGCCAUACAAAUAUUAAUCAUAUUCAGAAUGCAAUUUCAUUUAAUUUAUGUCUCAUCUCUUCUAUAAUCUAAAUCAAUGCAAUUCAGUUAUGCUCAUAAGCAGUUGAACAAGCCAAUUUGUGCGAAUUGUGGUUAUACAAGACACUCAGUUGAAACAUGCUACAAAUUCAUGGCUACCCUAUCCGAUUCAAGCACAAGCAUAAACUCUGAUCAAAUAAGAGGUUUCACAAGUUUAUAUAUCAUAUACGUAAAUAUUUUGAGAAUGUUUCAUGUAAUCAAUCAAUUAUCAAAGACCAUAGUUUAGCGGUUAUUGCAUAAUUCAAUGCUCAAUUUCAAAUUUCGGGCACUCGAACAUACUUCAAUGCUCAAUUUAAAACUUCUUGCGGUCGAACAUCAUUUAAGGUUUUUAUUUCUAAGAUAAUAAUUUCUACAUUACCUAGUAUGUCUUUCUCCUCGUCCUUUUCUACACUUUGUGUUUGUAAGAGUGUUAAGAGCCACUAGAAAUAUGUUAAUGUUCAGAACAUGAAUUAUAAAUAGUUGAGCUACACACCACAUUUGUCAUAAUAAAUUAACGACAAUUUGAAAAUAGGGAAAUUGGUCUAAGUAACAAUAAAAUAAAUCAUAAUUAGGUAUCUAGCUAAAAAAUAAACAAUCUCCACUAUUAUUACAAUAUAUACUAUACUAUCCCUAUUUACCGGUUAAAAACUGUAUAUACUUCUUCUUCUUCGAUUACCUACCACCAUCACUACUUCUUUCAAUCCACCUUCACUUUUUGUUAAAAAAAAAAAAAAUCAUUUGGGCCUCACCGUAUCUAUUGUCAUCAUUUCUUUUAAUUAUUAACCAAAUCUGUAAUCUUUGCUUUCAUAUUUUUUCCAUCACAUCUUUCAAAACAACCACUAUCUAUCUCCUUGAUAUCAGUCACCACCUCUUCCACCGUAACAACUACCACUCGUUUGUACUGUAAAUUUCUGGAUGUAUUAUGCUAUUUGAACAAUAUAUACUAUGUUAUUUCGUUUGUUACUAUUCCAUUUUAACAAUGCUUCGUAUUAUGUACUAUGUGCAUAUUUUGAUAUUUGGAUUAGGGUUUAGUGAUUAGUAUUUUGGGUUUAGAUUAUAGAAGGUUUGGGUUGACGUUGGGGUAAGCAUUACCUCAUUCCAUGCAAUCAUAUACAUUUUAACAUUUGAAAAAUAUGUACUAUGUUAUUUCGUUUGUUACUAUUCUAUUUUAUAAUACUUCAUAUUAUGUAUUAUGUGCAUAUUUUGAUAUUUCGGUUAGAGUUUAUAUUUCCUUUUAGGGUUUAGUGAUUAGUGUUUUGGAUAUAGUCUUAUUAUUUUCAAUGUUCUUAUAUAAUGAAAGAGUUAUGUUUACAUGCUUAUAGUUUUAUUUUAUUGUUGUUUACUAUCUAUAAGAUACAUAUGAACAUUAAAAAUAGUUGUAGAUGUUGAGCAUGUAUACACAUUAUACUUUUCUAUAUAAUCUGAUAUUUGAUAAUUUCAGUAUAUAUACUAUUUUGUUUAGUUUAUUUUAUACCAUUCAGUUUGUUAUAUCAUAUUCAUUUUUGUUGUCGAUGUGGUAAUCAAUAUCACCAUACAUUUUUAUAUUGAUUCUUUUUCUUUUGUGUAACUAGGAACCAGCUUAAAAAGGGACAAAAUCGGGAAACAAUGGUAAAAAUGUUAUGAGAUCUAAUUAUGUCAAAAUCAAUGUUUUAUUUUUAAUUUUAUCUCCAAAUUUGGUUAUUACACAAACUAACCAUUGAAAAUAUUUAUAAUACUUUUGCAGUGCGGUGCUUAGGCUCAGAGAGACCUAAGGAAAAUCUGGUUUUUUUUUUAAUUUACAUAUUUUUUAUAUAGUACAAUAAAAUAAAAACAAAUCUAAGAGAAAUUAAAAUAUAAUUUAAUUUUUCAAAAAAAUACUUUUUCAAACUUUUUCUCCACUAUUUUUCUUACUAAGAUAAUCAGUUUUUAUUUUUGUGUUUUAUUUUUGUGUUUUCCACUUGUGUGCGCAAUCAAAUCAUUCUAAAAUAAAUAAUAUAUAGAAUCAAUAUAAUCACAACCAAAAAAGUAUAAGGGACCAAGCUAACAAAAAAUUAAUAGCACAAUUUUACCUAAUCUUUUAAGAGAAUACUAUUUAUAUAAUAUAAGGUGGUGUUAUUCAAUCAUGUAUUUUAAUAGAGUUUAAAUCUAAACACAAUCCACUGUUAUUCAAAUGGUGAUUCUAAAUUCUAUUUUAAAAUCUAGUGUUAUUCAAUGAAUGAUUUAAAUUCAGCUUUUAAAAUCUAGUGUUUUUUGUAUUUUAAAUUGAUUUCAAAUCAUCUCUUAUGGAUUCUUAUGAAUAAAUGAAUGAAUUCAAAAUCUGAGGUCUACUGCAGAGAUUUUAGAAUCUAUCAACUUAAAACUUUAAAAUUUGAUAGAUUAUAAGACAUUAAUAACUGAUUUGAAAUCAGUGAUUGAAUAACACCCCCUAAAAGUAAUGGACAUUUUUUUCCAUUUUAAUUUAGAGUUUAGAUUUAUCGUUAGGAAACAUAUUUUUGAUUUUGGAUCCUUAAAACUUUUUGUACCUUAUAAAGGCUAUAGUUUUAGCUCUGCCAAUUUAUGUCUUCUCUACUUUUUUUUUCUCAUUGGAAACUUAAGAAAAAUUAGCAAGUGCCAUUGAACAUUCUAUUGGAGCUCGAACCAAUCCAAACAAAAAAUGCGCUGGACAUAGUGGGAGAAAUUGUUCUGUCCAAAAGAAGAAGGGGGUAUCACACUACAAGAAAAAAAGGUUUUGAUAGCAGUAGAAGAUAGUGUUUUUUGCCUUUCUUCUAUAGUUGACAUAUCUCUUAACUUUAGAUAGCGUUUGUAUAUUUAGAAAUGUUAUGAUAGAGUGAUCUAUUUGAAAAUGCUAUGAUAGCGUAUUUUUAAUAGUACAUAAUUAAAAAUGCUAUAUUUGCCUUUUUAAAUCUCUAAACCCUAAACAAAUUUUUAAACCAUAAACUCUAAAUACAAACUUCAAACUCUAAUAUUCUAACAUCAAAUCUUAAAUUUAACCUAAAAUAUUAGAUAUAAACUCAAAAGUUAUUUCUUUUAAAAACAUUAAUUGCAAAUCUCAAUACCCUAAACCUUUAACCAUAUACUCAACCUCUAUUCUAAACUCAUAACCUUAAAACUAAGCUCUAGAUAAAAACUUUUCAAAAUUAAAUCUAAUUCUUAAAACAAAUUCAAAUUUAUUUUCAAACUUUAACUUAAAAUCUUAAAUCAAUUCUGCAAUCCUUUAACCCUCAAACCCUAUAUAUAUAUAUAUCAUACUCCAAACUAGUCAUAUACCCUAAACUCUAACUAAAAUAUUAAAACUCUAAUAUUUUCUAUUAUUUAGCUUUAAAUUUUAAAUUGCUUAUAAAAGUGAAAUCUAAUCAUUUUAUUAAUCAUAGUUUUUUGUCGAGUUUAUUAAUCUUAUUUUUAUUUGACUUAAAUUGCUUAUUAAAAGUGAAAUCUAAUCAAUUUGUAAUCUCAUAUCAUUAGUUUUAUAAACUCUAUAUAUGAAUUUUAAAUUUAUAUUUUUUUAAAUUUAAGCACAAAUCUUAAACCCACUAUUAUAACAUUCACUAAAUUAUUAACCACAAAAUAAAAGUAACUAUUAAAUAUAUUAAAUCUUAGAAAACAGAGUACAACAAAGAACAAAAAUAAAGAGGAAAAAACGUUGACCAAUAGGAAGAUCCAAUUCAGAAUAGUGAGGAUAACUAAACUACUAAUCUCCAACGUUGAUAGAUCUCAAUCUAACGGAUAUUAUUAUUAUUUUCUCUCAUUAUCUCUUUGUUCUUUUUGUUUCUCACGAGUCACGAUCUUUGCAAUUUUUCUCAUAGAUCUCAAACUAAAUUAUCAAUCUUCUCACAAUCCUCUGCAAUCUCAUCUGUUCAUCUCUCAUAACCUCUGGUCCUCUGCAAUCUUCUUCUUUUUGGUGAAGCUCGUCACCUUCUCCUUUUGAAACCGUCACUUGUCACCACCACCACCACUGCUCGUCACCACCAUCGCCGUCCGACACCACCACCACCGCUCGUCAUCACCAUUGUUGUCUGAUACCAUACCUAUAUCUCUCUAUGAUUUUGUUUUGAUUUCGAUCCUAAUCUCAAUCUCUCUGCAUAUCACCUCUCUUCUCUCUCAAACUCACCACUUCUCAAUCAGUCGAUGAAGAUAGCGUAUCUGUUUGGUAGAUGGAUCAUGGACUUUACAAAAUACAAUUUUCAACAUGUCAGCAUUUUGGGACUAACCGCAAGAAUGUAAUUUCAUUGAUUCAGAACCCAGCAUAAUGGCAUAGUUUUUCAAUAUAAUUGGCGGAUAUAUCAACACUACAAGGAAGAUUGCAGGAUUUUAAGAUCACACAUAUACCAAAAGCGCGGAACCGGACAUAAGACACUUUGACUAAGACUGUACAUGUUUUUCAUACAAAUUUAGUGUUUGUUAUGUAUUCUAUUUUGAUCUAGAUUUCUACACCAUCUUAAAUUUGAAUAAUAAAACAUUGUUAAAAAAAAGACUGAUUGGGGGAGAUGAUACGAUCAUUGGAUCCUAACAUAACUUUUGCACCGGUUACUUCUCUUUUUAUUUGUACUAGAGGGUUUUCCGGCUACGCCCAGAUUUUUCCUAUAAUAUUAUUAAAUUGAAUUAAACUUGUGUAUUUUUAUUUUGAGAUAGUAAUUUCUGGUAAAAUUGUAUUGUAACUCUUUUUAUAUGUAAAGAGUAGUGCAUCUAAUUUUAAGAGAAUGAUUAUUGUUGAUGUUAUUGGAUUCAAAUGUUGUUAUAUUAUUUUGGUAAAUGAUGCUAUGCGCGGUUAGUACAUCUGAAUUUUUAGUUUUUAUCCUAUUACUAUAUAAAUUAUUUUGUUUGAACUUGAAUUUAUUUUGCAUAUUUUGUUUUUGUAUUUAAGCAGUUUUACUAAAUAGUUCAUUUACUAUUUUCUUUGUUUCUUCCAAUAAAUUUAAAAGAUAAUUUGCUAUUUCUUAUGUUAUACCACAUAUCUUAGAGUAAAUAUUCAUUUACUACAGACGGGAUGAAUAUUUAAAAAUAGUUUAAAUUGUUAGAGUAAAUAUUUAAUAUAAUUUUUUAUUAAUUAAAAAUAAAUAUAUUAGUUAAAUUUUAUACAUGUUUUUUUAAAACUAAAUAAACCAUGCUAUGUUGAUAAUUAGUUAUGUUUUUUUUCUUAGUGUGGCAUUACAUCAUUUCUUUCUGAGUAUUCAUGCUGUUGUACUGGAAGUUAUUAUCAUAUAAUAACUUAUGUGGUUCAUUUUAUAUUUAUUAUAAUUUAUAAUUUAUAUAUAUAUAUAUAUAUAUAAGUGAGAUAGUAUUUUGUAAGUUAUGAUUGAGAUGUAACAGUAAAUUGUAGGCUAAAAAUCUAUUAUUAUGUUUAAUAUUUAUUUUGUUUCAAAUUAUAAGUAUUUUGGGUUAAAAAAUACAAAUAUUAAGAAACAUAUCUUUAUAUAUUUAGCAUUUAAUUAAAUAGUAAAAUUGACCAAUGAUAAAUUAUAGAGAAAUUAUCUCCAAUAGACAUUUUUAAGUUAAAAGUGAUAAACUGGUGAUAAAUUAUAGGUAAAUAAAUAUAAACAAUCAUUUUUAUAUAUUUUGUAUAGAUAUAAAUAAAUUUAAAUGAUAGUAACAUAAAUUACUUUUUUAGGAAAUUUUGUUUGGGAAAAAAUGAUAUUAACAUAAAUAUAUAAUGUAUUUUAAUAUAGAUAUUUAUUAAAUGAAAAUUAUUAAUCGUAUGGUUUUAUGAUUUUAUGCAUCUUUUAUAACAAAAAUUGUAAGCUUAUGAUAACAAAAGAAAUUAAUGUGAGACUUUUAAUAAUUUUAGUAAUUUAUAACAGCUCUUGAAUAUUCACUGCAAAUCAUCAAUGAAAAUUUUGAAAUAAAAAUAUUUUUAUAUUUUAUAUGGUAUAUACUUUAAUAUAUAUAUAUAUUUGUUUUUUUGAAUAUCUAUUAAAUGAAAAUUUUCACUCAUAUGUUUUACGAUUAUUUAUAUUUUCUACAAUACAAUUUUUAAACCCUUGAUCACAACCUUUAAUGUGGGAAUUUGAAUAGUAUUAAUAAUUUAUAGUCAUUUUCUAAAAUUCAAAUAAUAAAAUAUACGAAAAAAUGUCACUUUUUGUUAUAUGGUCAAUAUGAUAUGUUUAUUUUAUGUUAAUAAUUAAAUAUAGACGAUGGAAGAUACGAAAAAACUGUUAUUAAGGUUUUGAAACAAUUUACAAAAAUUAUAUUUAUAUCAUGUUUUGUAAACAUCACUAAAGAUCUUCAGACUAAAAUUAAUAAACGUGUAUAAACUCCAGAACAUUUCAGUUUUCUUUUGUGAUUUCCAGUACACAUUUUCUCUUAAUUAUUUAUUCACCUCUUCUUUAUUAUCUUAGAACUUUAUCAUCUCCAUAGCCCUUGCAGACAACCUCUUCCGUACGUAGCAACACUAAAAAUGAUUUAAUACUUUUUUGUCACAAAUAUAUAGGUUCUGAUGAGUCCUCUGACGCAAGUAUGUGGAUAACAGAAGUACAACACCCUAGAAAGUAGAUGUACAUGUUGUAAUUCUUAUUAAAUGUGUAUCUGCAUGUGUGUUGUGUGAAAGCACCCAUUGAAGUGAAACCUCACAUGAUAUUGGAUUCUCUGAUUAGUAUAAAAUAGUUCGAUGUUUCUAGUUAAUAAACAUGAGCAAUCAGAAAGAAUCAGAUCAAGAAACUGGCGAGCUUGAAGAUGGAUUUCUUCAUAUCCUCAUCCCCUCUAGAAGGCUCACAUGAUAUUGGAUUCUCUGAUUAGUAUAAAAUAGUUCGAUGUUUCUAGUUAAUAAACAUGAGCAAUCAGAAAGAAUCAGAUCAAGAAACUGGCGAGCUUGAAGAUGGAUAUCUUCAUAUCCUCAUCCCCUCUAGAAGAAGCAUUUCUCAAUUUAUAUCAGAUGAUUCCCAUAUUUGGACAUUACAACAAACAAUCUCAAAAUAUUAUUAACAAAAAAGUUUUUUUUGGGUUGUUGGUUCCAAACCCCAAACGUUCAAACUUUAGGGAAGGUGGUUGACUUAUCCGUCAAACACACUGAGACAGAGGGUCGGAUCAAUGAGAAGUUGAGAAGAUGCACUAUGCAAAGAAGCUGCAUGCUAGAAGAGCCGCAAAAGAGUUGGACCAGCACUUCCCUUUCUUUAUUUUAGAAAUGGCUUUUGGAACCUCCCACGAACCCAAACUCUGUACAUGUUCUUAUUCUUUCUCCGGUUUACUGCUUUGACACAACAAUUUUCAAGCUCGAACUGCACUCAAGAUAGAAAUAUUAAUAAGACAUGUGAUCCAUUCAAAUGUUUUUGUCCCUAUGAAGCCACUUAUAGAGAGGACUGUGAUAGAAACACCAUGUAACUGUAGAAUUCCAAAUACUGCAAAGACUUUUUUUUUUUUUUUUUUUUUUGAACACUGAAUAAUAUAGAUGAAACCCAAACCAAGCAAACUAGUUGGUGGGAGCAGAGUGCAGAGAUGAUUUUGCAAGGGCGUCAGCAGCCGAGUUCAAGUUUCUGGAAAUGAAAACAAAGGAGAUACAAUCAAAGGAGAGAGAUAGAAACUCGAUAUCCCGAGUGAUUCCGUGGAGAUCCGCCGGGUGUUUUUUCGAGGAGAUAAUCGCAACAAGUGCUUGACAAUCUGAUUUAAUACAGAUUCUGGUAUAGCCCGCUUCGAGGGCAUUGAGGAGAGCUGUUCUGACGGCGAGAGCCUCAGCCAUCAGUGGCGAUGAAGUGUAGUUGAAGGUGCUCGUUCCCUGCUUCAACCACGCAUCCCGGUGGUCCGUGAAGAUCCAUCCACAGCCUGCCUUCUUUGAUCCAGCCUGCCAAGCUGCAUCAGUAAAACAGACUACAAAUGGGGAUGUCAGAGUUGGUGGAAGCGUUCGGUUGAGCUGUGGCGAGGGAGAUGAAUAUGGAGAUGUCUAGAGGGAUUCGUCAGGGAGAUCCGCUGUCCCCAUAUUUAUUCAUCUUAUGCGGAGAAGUGCUCUCCGGGCUGUGCUUAAGAGCUCAGCGCAGCGGACAUCUUUCAGGACUGCGAGUGGCGAUACCUGCACCGCAAAUAAAUCAUCUUCUUUUUGCGGACGAUACUAUGUUUUUCCUUGGCACAGACGACCUUAGUUGUAUCUCGCUGAUGGAAAUUAUUCACAAAUACAGAAGGUCAUCGGGACAGAUGAUUAAUGCUUCUAAAUCUUCCAUCUUCUUCUCAGCCAUGACCCCGCAGGUAAUACGGGAACGUGUUAAAUCACACCUCGGGAUUGAGAAAGAGGGCGGAGUAGGAAAGUAUCUAGGACUCCCGGAACAUUUCGGUCGACGGAAGAGAGACCUUUUCACUGGUAUAGUGGAUCGUAUAAGACAACAGGCUGCGUGCUGGUGCUCCCGACAACUCUCUCCAGCCGGUAAACUUGUUAUGCUAAAGUCGGUCCUCACCGCCACUCCGGCAUACACGAUGACUUGUUUCCAACUGCCAGUGAGUCUAUGUAAGCGCAUUCAAUCCGCACUCACAAGAUUCUGGUGGGAUGAGUCCCCGGAAAAAAAGGAAAAUGUUUUGGGUAGCUUGGGAAACACUCACUGCACCUAAAGCAUUAGGAGGUCUUGGUAUCAGGGAUAUCCAAGCUUUUAACACGGCCUUACUCGCAAAACAGGCUUGGCGGAUCAUCUCGAAACCUGAUUGUUUACUUUCCAGAGUUCUUAGAGGCAAAUACUGCAGCAAGGUGUCUUUUCUUGAGGUAGAACCUCUGAAGUCUGCAUCCCAUGGGUGGCGGGGAAUUCUUGCAGGCAGAGACCUCCUGGCAACUAACCUGGGUAAAGCCAUUGGUGAUGGGGAAAGCACUAGAAUCUGGAAGGAUCCUUGGCUGAGUCCCCUUCUUCCGACCAGACCCAUAGGACCUGCAAAAGAAGAACAUCAGGACCUAGUUGUGGCGGACUUUUUAUGUCGAGGAAAUACAGACUGAAACAUUCAGAGAAUCAAGGAAGUGCUACCUAAUUAUCUGACUGACAUACUGAAUGUAAAACCGAGCAUCAUGGGAGUUCCGGACUCGUUUGUCUGGCUAGCAUCGAGGUCAGGAGUUUACACUGCGAAAUCUGGAUAUUAUGUUGCUGCAUCAAUGGAGUUAGCUGCUAACAGAGUUGAGGCGAGACCCCUACCAGAUCAGAACCUUUACAAAUCCAUUUGGGCUAGUAAAAUACCACCAAAGCUACAUCUAUUUCUCUGGAAGAUAAUGCAAGGAGCACUAGCGCUUGGAGAAAAUUUGGCUAGGCGAGGCAUCCUCAACAACAUCUCAUGUCGCCACUGCGGAGAACCAGAGACCACAGACCAUUUGUUUCUUCACUGUGUCUUCACACGACAGAUAUGGAGCUCACACAUCUGGUCUUCUCCCUUUGACCCAAGGCUUCAUGCCACCUUCGCGGAAGCUUUCAUCGGUUCAACAGCGGCCACUAAUCUGCCACCAUUAGGAGUAGCGACUAACCUUUUUCCUUGGAUUACUUGGGGAAUCUGGACAGCAAGAAACUACUAUGUCUUUGAGAAUAGAGUCUUCACACCUAAGGAAAUCAUAGCGAAUACUGCAAAGACUGUACCUGGAAACGAACAUGAUAAAAAAAAGUGAAGCAGAGUCAUUAAAUAAAUAUUCUAAAGCUGUAACUUCAGGGAUUCAGCCAGAGCUUAGUAGUUGUGUGUCUAGGUCCGCAGAAAGGCCAUCAACAACACUGAGGCAGACAGGCUUGUCCCUGAAAUGGUUGGAAAGAGGUAUCUUAUCGUACACUAAACUUCGCACAAACAUAUAAGUUACACGUUAAAAGUUUAUGGAAGCAAAAUAUCAAAUACCUAUCAUCAAACUUUAUGGUUUCCUUGCGGUGUUGGGUGCUCUGGGUGUCUUCGUUGUACAUGGUUUUGUUGCUCCUAAUUUCUCCAACUAUAUCUGUUAACCAAGAUAAACAUAAACGCUACUUAUUAAAUAGUGUGAUUGUAGUGAAGCUUUAGCUAUUCAAACCUGAAAAAUGAGUGAUGGUAUUGGCAAGUGACAUGAGCUACUCGUAUUGCGGAACCUGAAGCUCUCCCUCGGGAUUCAGGAUCAGCUUAGUUGUGUCUGUAACCUCCACGAAAGCUGUCUGGUCCGUGACCUCCACGAAAGCUGUCUGGUCCGUGAAUUUAAUAGAAACGUCUGCGUCAGCAAACUUGAAGGUUGGAUUGCUUCUCGGAAUCAAACCAUUUAACUCAUAAACUGGGCCUUCUUGCAAGAUAUGUAGGAAGGAGUUAAAACGAUAAAAGGUGAUUGAUCCUUAGAAGCCUGCGAGAGGCCUCGAGUAGAUGAAACAAAUUACAACAAAUAUUAAAUCGAUUAAUCGGUUCUAACAUCAUAAAGUAAAUAUCGAGUUACUUUGCAUCAUCUUACAUCAUAAACCUUAAAAAAAAUCAAUAAACGAACACAAAAUCAUAUAAACUAAAACUUUCUAAAUCAAUAAAACGAAACCAGAAUCAUCUGAACUCAAGCUUU
This is a messenger RNA of Brassica rapa (field mustard), 31331 nucleotides long. RefSeq lists its product as uncharacterized. The record is from RefSeq and is a predicted model, not a curated record. Lineage: Eukaryota; Viridiplantae; Streptophyta; Magnoliopsida; Brassicales; Brassicaceae.